Messenger RNA from Zea mays, 2098 nucleotides. RefSeq lists its product as uncharacterized. Gene Ontology annotation, molecular function: RNA polymerase II cis-regulatory region sequence-specific DNA binding; DNA-binding transcription factor activity, RNA polymerase II-specific; protein dimerization activity. Gene Ontology annotation, cellular component: nucleus. Gene Ontology annotation, biological process: regulation of transcription by RNA polymerase II. NCBI's taxonomy places the organism in Eukaryota, Viridiplantae, Streptophyta, Magnoliopsida, Poales, Poaceae. The record is from RefSeq and is a predicted model, not a curated record. The coding region runs from base 231 to 1838 and encodes 535 amino acids. The transcript is spliced from 7 exons.
CACAAGCUGCACUGCGAUGUGGUCCUCUCCUCCUAUCACCUGACCUCCACACACACACAGCACAGGCACGCGCAAGCAAAAAUUCAUUCAUAUAUGCACGCUCGUUCGUUGUCGAUCUCCCCCAUCACUGCACGGCGCGGCGCAACAAGAGCGAGGGAUUGGAGCUCAGCUAGUCGUCUAAUCAGCUAGUAGGUACGUGUAGCUAGGCUGCGCUGCACCAGCUGCCGUGCAUGCAGUGCAUGGCGCAGGAGGGCUCUGAGGCCUCCGUCGCCAGCUCCCCGCCGCCCCAGACGCCGCCGUCGGCCUCCUCCUGGUGGCGCGACAUGCAGCACCCGGCUGCCUACGGCGCGUGGCCGCCGUCCCCCGCGGCGAGGUGGCCGCCCCCGGUAUCGAUGGCGCCGGCAGCGACGACGCAGCAGCAGCAGCAGCAUGGCGGACGGGCGACGACGUCCUCCGACGGUCUCUCGGCCUCCAACGCCACCGUGGCGUCCUUCACCAACCACUCCGGGCUCAGCCUGGACUCCGCGGGUGGAGCUGAGGCCGCCGCCGCUGCCGCCGCCGCCGCCGAGAGCCACCUCUGGAACCAAGUCCUCAUCAUGGGCGCCGGCGGCGAGGUUGGAAGGAGCAUGCAGGCCGUGCACGACGCCCACGACGACAGCGAGAACUUCCUCGACCUGCUCAACUCGAGGGCGCUGGCGCCGGAGCUCUUCGCCGAGCCGCCGGCCUGCGACUACCUCAAGAAGAUGGAGUACGGCGGCGGCAGCGGCGGCUGGCCGGACCACAACUUCACGACAUCCGCCCUGGAGAAGCACCUGGGCUCCGGCUACGGCGCGCCGGAGCGGCUCACGGCGAACCUGUCCGACCUUGUCAGCAACUGGUCCAUCGCGCCGCCGAGCCCGUGUCUCGGCGACGCGCGCCACCACCGCGUCGCAGUCGCAGGGGCAGGGGCAUGCGAUAACAACAACGCCGCGGUGGCCGCCUUGGGGCUCGGCGGCAAGGCCGCCGCCGGCCUGUUCCUGGACUCCGGCGGCGUCGGCGUCUGCAACAGCAAGCACGAGAUAGGCGGCCACGGCGCGAUGCUGGAGGAAGCGGCGGCGGCGUCCGGGGGCAGCGGCCAGGAGUUGCUCCGGCCCGCGGGGUACAGCUCCAUGCUCGGGCUCAGCAGCAGCAGCAGGAUGUAUAUGGACGUGCCGUGGGGCAACAAUGCCAGCAGGAGCCUUUCCGACCUGAUAUCUUUCGGCGGAACACCUCUGGGAAAACCAGAGCAACCGACGCCGGCGGCCACGUCAACGAAGGCGCAGGCGGCGGAGUACAAGAAGCAAGGGCGGGAAAUCUCUUCGCCACCGAAGACGAGUAGCGAAGGUGGCAGCAAGGGAAGCUCGGACGGGAAGAAGAAGAAGAGAUCAGACGGGCGGCAAGGCUCGGAGGCGAACGCCAAGAAGUCCAAGAAUGAGGCGUCCUCACCCACGUCGUCAUCUCUCAAGCAGGCAUCGCAGCUGCCAAAAGUGAAGUUAGGAGACAAGAUUACUGCACUGCAACAGAUCGUUUCACCAUUUGGAAAGACCGAUACCGCGUCAGUUCUGUAUGAGGCGAUAAAUUACAUCAAGUGGUUGCAUGAACAAGUGCAGUUGCUGAGUGAUCCAUACAUGAAGACAAGCAGUAGCAAGGACUACAACGCAUGGGGAGGGUUGGACUGGAAGGACAAGUCGGAGACGGAGAUGGACCUGCAAAGUAGAGGCCUGUGCUUGGUACCCGUCUCAUGCACCCCUCAGGUGUACAGGGAUAACAACGGCCCGGAUUACUGGACGCCCCCGUAUAGAAGCUGCUUAUACCGAUGAACUGAUAUAUAUAUCCUUUACCCUGCUAUAUAUUUAUUCGAUUGAUUACCUUACCGGCCAAGUGGCAAUAAUUUGUACGUACGUGCUGAAUAUAUACAUUGUUGUUGUUAAAGAAGACAAAACAUGAUGGUUGGCGGUAUAAGUUUAGAGAUCAAUUUGUGUACGACCACGAUUUCAUUAUUUUAAAUUUAAACCUGGUAUGUAUCUGGUUAUUAAUUAGAGGCUUCGUGACAUCAUCAUCAUUGACAUAUUGACAUCGA